This is a messenger RNA of Penaeus vannamei (Pacific white shrimp), 3017 nucleotides long. It is a transcript of the gene CNPYb, whose product is annotated as protein canopy b. The record is from RefSeq and is a predicted model, not a curated record. Lineage: Eukaryota; Metazoa; Arthropoda; Malacostraca; Decapoda; Penaeidae.
GUCUCCUGCCUCGCCAUGACAAGAGGGACGCGGCAACAGCUGAUUUGCCAGAAGACGCGAGGCCGUGAGAGAGAAAGCAGCUUCAAAGUCAAUUUCUCCUUCAUCAUUGUGACAAUGGGGCUUAAAUCGUGCGUUUUUCUUCUGGUGGUGGUCUUGGGUUUGUCUCAAGGUGGGACGAAUAUUGAGGAAGACCAGUAUGGUGUUAGAUAUGCUACGGAUUGUGAAGUGUGUAAGCUGGUGAUGAAGGAGCUUGGGGAAAAGUUGCAAUCAAAGGACUCAUCAGGUGUCAUUGAGACGGGAUAUAACAUAGAUGCGUCCAAGAAGAAGACCAAAUACAAUAAAUCAGAGUUGCGACUAGUAGAAACCCUGGAAGAAGUCUGUUCGGGGAUGUUAGAUUACCGCAUCCACAAGGAGCGGGAGGACUCCACCCGUUGGGCCAAGAAGAUGAGUCAGACCUUCCAGACGCUACAUAACCUUGUCAAUAAGGGGGUGAAGGUUGACCUCGGUAUCCCAAUGGAGUUAUGGGAUGAACCAUCAGCCGAAGUGACUCAUCUUAAGACUCAGUGUGAACAGUUUAUUGAAGAUCACGAGGAUGCUAUAAGUAGUUGGUAUUUUGGCGAUCAGACUAAAUCUCUCCAGUCAACUGUUUGUAAAAAGACCCUUAAAGAAAAGAAGUGUCUUUCUGAACCUUAUGGUGAAGACAUCACUGCUGAAGAACAAGCCAAGGAGAAAGCGGAAGAUAAAAAGAAGCAGAAAGGGGACAGAAGCAAGACGAGGAAGAACGAGCUGUAGUUCUUUCUGUCAAUUCUUUUUUUAGGUCACAAUUAAUAUAUUUUAGAAUUCAGAAGACAUUUUUUAAGAGUCAUCCUUGAGUGAUCUUCAUUUUGAUAUUUAUGUGUCAUUUUCAAGUAUUUCAUAAGAUGAUCAUGUUAAGGGCAUCUACAGUCAUGUUGGAAUAGAUUCUAUAUUGUCAUGAAAAGAAAAUAAUAAGAAUAGCUCUGCAAGUACAGAAUUAUUAUUAUAUACCUUUAAUUAAUAUCGUUUUAAAGAAAAUAUUUUGUGAUUUUAUCAAGCAUUCAUAUUUUUAAUGCAUUAAAACCUAGAUUUUUAUUAUGAUGUGGUCACACGAAUCCCCCUCUCAUGUCAUUAUUUACUCUAAUCAUGAGAUCACCCAAAAUCCUCCCGGAAUAGUAACCCUUCCUAAGCCGGUGUUCUGGCUUAAAAUAAGAGGUUACCCCUGUCUGCCCCAGCAUCUAUCAUGCUGAGUGGAUCAGGCAAAGUGAAAUUCCAGCUUAUCGCCACAUCACUGUGGAAUCGUCCUCAGAGGCAAGCAGUCAAUACAGAUUUUAGGAUUGACCAUUAUUUUCUCCAUUUCAGCACAGUAGAUGUCAUCAUAAAUUGGAAUCUUGAGAAAUUACCAAAGUACAAAAAAUGAUUUAAGACAGGGAAGAUAUCCUAAUCUGUAAUGGAGAAUUUUUCUAUAUUAGGGAAAUCUUGAAUUAAGCACAUUCCUCAUUCAGAGUCUAAUGUGUACUGUGAUAAGUCUUAGAUAUUAUUAAAUGUCUGAGUUACAUAUCCCAGGUCUGCAUUACCCCACCCCCACCCCCACCCUCCUUGUUCUUUAUGGUUAAUAAUGGAAAGUUCAUAAAAUAACUGCUCACUUUAUUAUUAUAGUGGUUUAAAAGCUUUUAUAUGUUCAAUUUCCAUAUGAUGUGUAUAUUCUGUAUCAAUAAGUUUUAGAUCUAAACAGCAUAUGAUGUUUUCUUUUCAUUCUUGAAGAUGUGCUGUGUAUAGUGAAUUUAAUUCAUUAGGGAUUUUGAAAAGAAUGCAUUUUUUAUUUUCAUUUUAUUUUAAUGACUUUUAAUCUUGUAAUUUUAAAUACAAAGUAUGAAUCUACCAAUUAAAGAAUCAUUUCUCAUAUGUUUAUCUAUCAUUGUUUUCUGUCCCUAUCAAGUGAGGUAAGGGUUGGCUAGUGUGUAUAUUAAUUUUUCAUGGCAUUUCUCUGUAUAAUGUUUAUUUUGACUGAUGGAUGGUAUUAAUGUUCACUGAAAGUAGAAUGCACAAUUUUUAGGUUUUCAAAAUGCAUUGAACACGGAAAUGUAUGUUUUUUUUUUUUUUUUUUAUGAAAGAGUUAUGGUAUGUAAUGAAUAUAAUAAUCAUUACAGACUAUACAUACAAUUGUUAAAUUUCCAUCCCCACACAUCUUCCACAUCAUAGUUGAAAUGUUCAAUCUUUUAAGUUACAUCCAUAUAAACUUUGAGACUCAUUUAUUAAUAAUUUACAUAUCGUAAACUAAUAUUGAAAAAAUAUUUUCUGGGCAUGGUGUUCAACAUAUCUUCAUUUCAGAAAAAAAAAAAACUUGGGAGUUUUAGGGUCACAGAGCCAACAGGUGAUAAUGCAUUUAAAUCAUGUUUAUUAACUUUUAUUAUGUUUUAAUCACUGAUUUUGGCAAUCGCAGGAUAAGUAAUAACUAUACUGUAUCAUACAGUAUCAGAUCAUUGAUUGAAUAGUGUCAUUAGUAGGCUGCUUUUAGUAAGAGGUAUUGGCAUAGUUGAUUUCAUGUAGUCAGUCAGUUACUAGUGUUAUAAUUUUCACUAAUUAGUCAGCCAGUUGUUAAUGGUGUCAUCUUUUUGAAGGUAUCAAAUAUUUUCCCUGGAUGACUGUUUUGUUGCAAUAUAAUGCAAGAUCUGUGAUUUAUGCUGGUAUUAAUGGGUAUUAGGUCGUCCUAAUAUUUCACUACCUUGGUUCUGUGCUAUUGUACUGAUAUUUUUUGUAUUAACAGAUCUCUGACAUACAGUACUCUGCAGAGAAGUAUCAUAUACUCUAGUCAUCAUAUCCAAGCAUGACUUGACAAUGCUCAUGUAUAAUAAUCAUUCAAAAAAAGAAUGUAAAGCAUCUUUCAACAUUUGGAAUGUUCACAUGAAUCUUUUUUAGAUGAGUAUUUUUUACAGAAUGUUUUACCACUGAUGAAUAUUCUUCAUAAAAUUUGUUAAGCCAAAUAAAGUAUUUUGUAAGUA